UGAAUGCAAUGAUUGUAAACAAACAGGAGUUAUCGUGAUUAUUUUAAAAAUUAUCUCGAUUACUGAUAGCAUAAAGUCAAGAUGUUAAUAUAAAUAUUGUAACUUAGCCCCAGCCAGUUAUCUUUUAAUUCCGCUGUUACUUGCCGUACGCUUAUAUAAGAAUUAUUUCAAGUACAAGUUACCACGUCGAAUUUGAAUCGCUGCUUAUUAGCCUUUUUGUAAUUUUUACGUUUUGAAAUGAAUAAAUCAUCCAUAAAGCAUGAUAAAUUCAUCAUUGUGGGCGAUAUUGUCUCGCCAAUUUCGUUAAAAGAGUUACAGUGCUUUGACGGGUACAUACAAGUUGAAUAUGGAAAGAUAACAAAAAUUGGCACUAGAGAAACGUUUACUGAAAAUAAAAAUGCCGGGCAUUAUAAGGACAUUGCAGUUGGCCACUUGUCACAAGGCCAAUUCUUAUUGCCAGGUUUUGUGGAUUGCCACACGCAUGCACCACAGUUCCCCAACCUUGGCCUGGGACUAGAUCGCCCUCUGUUAGAGUGGCUUGACAAGUAUACAUUCCCAUUAGAAAAUAAGUAUGCAGAUAGACAGUUUGCUGCAAAUGUUUAUGAAAAAGUUGUGAAAAGACUACUAAAUAAUGGCACAACAACAGCCUGCUAUUUUGGUUCACUCCACUUGGAAGGCACUUUGGAACUUGUGAAGAGUGUCGUAACUCACAAGCAGAGGGCUCUGGUGGGCAAAGUGAGCAUGAAUGUGGAGAAUAAUGCGGGAUAUUUUAAUAAGACUGAGAACGAAUUGAGAGAUGUUGAAACAUUUGUAAAAAAUGUGUAUGCAUAUAAGAAUAAUCUAGUUGAACCUAUAAUUACUCCACGGUUUGCAUUAAGUUGUGACAGUGAGCUUAUGGAAGGAUUAUCGCAGAUAGCAAAGAAAUAUCAAUGUGCCACACAGAGUCACAUAUCUGAGAACAAAGAAGAAAUAGAAUUUGUGUUAAAAACAAAUCCGGUAUGCUCGAAUUAUACAGAAGUUUACGAUCGCUGCGAAAUCUUGAACAAGAGGUGCAUAAUGGCGCACGCGGUAUACUUGAGUGAAUGUGAGAUGUCUAUUUUCGCUCGCAAAGGCGUGUCCGUGGCGCAUUGCCCCGCCUCCAACACGCGACUCAAGUCAGGGCUUUGCCCCGUCAGGACACUCCUGGACCACAACGUAUGCGUCGGUCUAGGAACAGAUGUGUCGGGAGGGGACAGUGCCAGUAUUUUGGACGCGAUGCGGCGCGCCAUGGAUGUAUCAGAACAUCUGCUCAUGACAGGAGGCAGUGGACCCGCGCUCGACUGGAAAGAGGCGCUCUACCUCGCCACUGUCGGCGGCGCAAAAGCUUUGGGCCUCCAGGAUAAAAUAGGUGCAUUCGGAGUGGGCAAAUCAUUUGACGCCCUGGUCGUAGACGUGGGCGACCCGCGCGGACCCAUAGACAACUAUACAGACUCCUUGCUGGGAACGGAAGCUCUCGUGGACUUAGCACAGAAGUUUGUCUAUUGCGGCGACGACAGAAACAUCGUACAAGUGUACGUCAAUGGCGAACAAGUCAAGCAUACACUACCCCCUUAUGCGUCAGUGGCGACAUUUCCAUUUUUUCUUUGUGAAUAACUUGUGAUGUCAGCGACUUAUUAUUUUUUAUAAAAAACAUUCGAAAUUAAAUUACAAAACACAUAGUUUCAUUUGUGACUCGUUAGUAUCUCAAAAUGGUUAGCGCCUACUGAGAUUUUUGUCUUACGAUUAUGAGCGCUAUACUAAAUUCUUUCCGCGAAUAGAGUAUACGUAUAGUAAGACGCCUUCCAUAGGUGCCACAUAACUAUAUUCACCAUUUCGUUGUUAUGAAGGUGUCAAAGUUAGCGUUAGUAUAGUGUAAUAU
Maniola jurtina (meadow brown) is the source of this 1897-nucleotide messenger RNA. RefSeq names its product guanine deaminase. Gene Ontology annotation, cellular component: cytosol. The record is from RefSeq and is a predicted model, not a curated record. Gene Ontology annotation, molecular function: guanine deaminase activity; zinc ion binding. The transcript has 8 exons. Bases 238 to 1632 code for a protein of 464 amino acids. Gene Ontology annotation, biological process: guanine catabolic process. Lineage: Eukaryota; Metazoa; Arthropoda; Insecta; Lepidoptera; Nymphalidae.